Messenger RNA from Etheostoma cragini (Arkansas darter), 4299 nucleotides. It is a transcript of the gene avpr2aa, whose product is annotated as arginine vasopressin receptor 2a, duplicate a. The record is from RefSeq and is a predicted model, not a curated record. Gene Ontology annotation, biological process: positive regulation of vasoconstriction; regulation of systemic arterial blood pressure by vasopressin; G protein-coupled receptor signaling pathway. Gene Ontology annotation, molecular function: vasopressin receptor activity; peptide binding. Lineage: Eukaryota; Metazoa; Chordata; Actinopteri; Perciformes; Percidae. Bases 378 to 1952 code for a protein of 524 amino acids. The transcript has 6 exons. Gene Ontology annotation, cellular component: membrane.
GGGUGAGGUAGGAGCAGACGGAGCUCAGAUUCAUUUCUGCUUGUGGUGCUGGAGCCACAACAUAUUGCAAGAGCAUAACGUGACACACAAGGAGCCGGGACACCCACAGCUAUCAAAUGGAUUACUCUGACAUGUACUUGUGAACUCCGACAAAGCAAAGGACCAUACAGUAUAGAGGCACACAAAGGACUUGUCCAGAGCUUGCAGAACGUCUUUGUCCCACUUACAGAAAAAAAAACUAGCUGGCUUUGAUGAAGACACAUUCAUUUAAGAGCCAGCUGAGCGGUGGGACUUGACAGCAGUGAAGAUGUGAAUGCUUUGGGUAAAUUCUGACCAAUUUUUGCCGCACAGCAACACCACUUUAGUGGAUCAUAAGAAUGGAAAGCAUCAGUGUGGAAACGGACUGGGAUGGGUUUGCCCUCUCCUCUCUGGUCGCAACAGGAAGGAACAACUUCUCUUCCUCAUCUUUGUUAUUUUCUGAACUGAACUCCCUCAACAGUUCUCACAGCGAUGGAUCCUUUUUUGGGAUCUUCCCUGAGAAUGGUUCCACCACCACGCCUUACACCCUACCCCAGCCCAAGAUGAGGGACCUGGGCCUGGCCCGGGCAGAGAUUGCAGUGCUCGGGGUGGUGCUGGCUCUUACCACCCUGGGGAAUAGCUUUGUGCUGUGGGUUCUGCUGAGGAGGAGGAAGCAUAAUGCCCCCAUGCACGUGUUCAUGGUCAACCUGUGUGUGGCUGACCUGGUGGUGGCCCUCUUUCAGGUUCUUCCCCAGCUAAUAUGGGACAUCACAGAGAGGUUUCAGGGGCCUGACUUUCUCUGCCGGUCCAUCAAGUACUUGCAGAUUGUGGGCAUGUUUGCUUCUUCCUACAUGAUAGUUGCCAUGACGGUAGAUCGGCACCAGGCCAUCUGCUGCCCGUUGCAGGCCUACCGUGGGGGAGCAAUGUCCUGCUGGAACACCCCUGUCAUGGUGGCUUGGGGCUUGGCUCUAGUCCUCAGCAUACCACAGGUGUUCAUCUUCUCUCGUUCAGAAGUGGCUUCUGGGGAGUUUGAGUGCUGGGGUCACUUUGCUGAGCCGUGGGGGCUGAAGGCCUACGUCACCUGGAUGACUGUGGCUGUCUUCGUCCUGCCCACCCUCAUCAUUACCAUCUGUCAGAUAAGAAUCUUCCGAGAGAUUCACAAUAACAUCUACCUGAAGUCAGAGAGAAUGGUGAUGGCUGAAUUAAAGAAGAAUGAAAUCUUCUUCCGUUUCGUCAACUCUAAGAAGGAGGACGAGCGGGCCAGGGAGAGGGAGAGGGGGAGAUGGGCGUCAGGAGGAGGGGGUAGGGACGACAGAGGAGGACAGCUCAUAAAGGGUGUGAAUAACAACCCUCACAAUAACACCAAUAACAGCCAAGCAGGACAGUGUUACGACUAUGUACCCUCGUCUAUCCAGUACAACAGUUGCUGUGGUGAACAUGUGACAACAACAACGUCGCCCACACAGCGGCAAACACUGAACGGCUCAGAUUGCCAGGACUCCUACACGUCCUAUGAGCUGGCCUCAGGCUCACCCCGCUGCUCCCUUGACUAUGCAUGCCCUCCCCCUCCAGCCACUCAACCUCCAUCCACUCCGCCUCCAAGCAUCACUAAAGCCAUGUCCAAGACAGUGAGAAUGACCCUGGUCAUUGUGCUGGUCUAUACUAUCUGCUGGUCACCUUUCUUCAUUGUCCAGCUUUGGGCGGCCUGGGACCCCAAUCCUCCACACCAAGCAAGAGUGGCCUUCACCAUCCUGAUGCUGCUGGCUAGUCUGAACUCGUGCACCAACCCGUGGAUCUACACAGCUUUCUCCAGCAGCGUAUCUAGAGAGCUGCAGAACCUGCUGCAGUGUCGGUCACGAACUGGCCGCCGAGGCUCCCUGCCCGACGACUCCACCACCACACACACCUCUACCACCAAGGACAGCCUGUACUGACAGAGACUAAUGAGACAGGAACAGACACACAGAGACAUUUUUAAAAAUACAUGCAAGGGUGCACAUGGGCCCGAUGCAAGAAAGGGCAUCUCUGCCAUCACUACCUCCAGCGUCCCAGCCUGAGAACAGAGCGGGCUGACCUCUACCAGAUGUUUCAAACAACAAAGGACAGCUGUACUGUCAACAGGACGUUUAUCUGUAAUCACUGGUCCUCUCUCCCCAGCAGAGUGGAAUGGUGUCAUUGAGAAUGUCAACACCAUUUUAUGAGGGCACUGUGGAAUAUACAGUGGCUGUCAGCGACAUCAUCUGUAAUGCAAAAUGGCCUUGAAAGUAAAGAGCUUUUCACCUCAGAUGCGGUUGAGAAGGACCCUGUGCAUUGAUUUAUAAGAGGAAAACUCUUUCCUGCUCAGACAGAGUGGAGCAGCAGGAAUGCAAAGGGUGGAUCACUCAAUUAAUGGCCUUAUGGCACGCCUAAUGUACAAAGCAGUAGACAAAGCAAUGGGUGUAGGGAAAACAAAGCAUCAGGCUAAGUGAAAGAGAGAGACACACACACACGGACACAGACAGACAGCAAUAGAGCGAGACGGCUGUUGGACUGGAAACAGACAGGGGAAGACAUGUAUGUUACAGCUGCAUGAGCAGUCAUGAGAAGGCCGUAGUAAAUAUCUAAUAAUAAUGUGAACAAUCUUUGUUGACUCAAAGUAGAUCAGAGGCAGAUUCUUGAGGCUGAAUUCAUAUUCACCCAUGAGGAAUCCUGUUCCAAGGAACAAGAGUGAUUUGUUAGCCAGAUGGACGGAGAUUCAUUCAUGAGGACAGUCCGUUUUGUCGAGACAAUGCCCCGCGAGGAACUGGAAUACUGGGGAUCACUGCAGACAGAAACACACACAAACUCACAAAAAAAUAGAAGUUGCAGGAGGAGGAUUAAGCCUAGAAGAAUACAAAUGAACUAUCCAGAUUUCUGAAACCAACCGGGACACAAUUAUUUAUGUGAUUGUAUUUUGUACAAACGCAGAAGAUGAGGUACAUGAAAUUACUUUUCUGUCAGGCUCUCCUGAAUGUAUGAAAGAAGAACAUGAACACUAAACUGAAGAUGCAGAAAGGAAACAAACAGCAUUCCAUGCACAGGAUGAACAAUGUAAAGUAUAUUUAUUUAAAAUGGAAGGCACAUUUGAUGGUAUUAGAUUUUGUGUGAGAUAAAUGUUGAAUGUAAAGAUUGUAAUGUCAGUAUAGUAAAAAAAAGUGGAUGUCAAACCAAAGAUUUUUCAAAAGCUUGACUGAAAAAUCCAUUCAGGUCUUCAGGAGGUAAUCCCAGAGCUUCAACAGAUACCGCAUAUUAAGUGUAAGAAAGUCUCAGUUUAAGAAAAACUUCACAUCAACAGUGAAAAUACUCUCAUUCAAACCAAGUGCCUGUAAUGUUAGUAGUUAGCCAUGUUUUUCUUAGACCGAGCUGCCACCAGAGCAGGAUACAUUUGUUAUAUCACACUACAAGCCAUUUCAUCUUUUUAAUUUAUUGUUAUAUAAUAUAUAGAGGUCUGUAUACAGUAGUUAGCAAAGUAUUUACAAUAUAUCACUUGGUUCCUGGUACUGCCUUUUCUUCAUGUACAGUUUUUAUCUUACAUUUGCUUCUGUGUAAAGAGUAAUGUAUUAUGCCCCUCAACUGCAUGACAGAUUUAAAAAAUUACUAUUUUUUUUAUAAAGUAUGAUUAUAAUAAGCUACUGUACAUGCUGUGAUGAUGUUAUGUGUAUAAAAAAAGAUUAGAGCUUACUGUAUAUGGUCAAACUGUUCAUUUCUGAUUAGAUGUUCCUGUAAAAAAUGUGUUAUUUUUUUUUACAAAUGCCAUUCACUCAUUUUAAAUUACUUCAGCACACCUUGCUUUCAUGAGAUAGCAGUGUUAUGCGAUUCUUCAGGACAAUGCUUGGAUGCUUUCAAGGUGCCUCAGGAGAACUCGUUGUCUGGGUCAGAGGAGAAGCCUCACCUUUUCCUCUGUGCGGCCAGAGUGUUCAGGCUUUCAGCACACCACUGCGCAUUUGUUCCCCAGACGCGAGCCUACACUUUGAUUCCCUGCCAAAACAAAAGGCUACAGAAACAACGUCCCGUGUCUCACUUUGUUAUAUCAGGAAAUAGAUGAACUUCUCCCAAACCCUCAGGGUAUUCAUGUGUUUUCCUCUUCCUGACAGGAAGCUGAGAGGUCAGAGGAGGAUUCUUCUCUGCUGAAAGGGCCAGAUUUCAGAUCCAUCCAGCCUGUCAGAUUGAUGGGAGAGUCUGCACAGCCAUUAGUGGACAUUACAGCAAAGGCUUGCAUUAAUAAUGAAUAUUCUCCAAUAAAUGGCACAAAACCCACUUAAA